AUGUUGCGCGGCACGCCAGUCCGCCGCAUUGGGACGGUAUCGACUGUUCUUGCGAACAUUGUUCUCGUUGCUGCGAACGGCGCUGGUGUGCAAAAUACGUUUGGCGUGCUAUUCCUCGGUGGUGUGAUGUUCCGUGCACUGCUGCUGCCGCUGACCAUCUUCGGCGAUCGCUGUCUUGCCCGUGCGGCGUGUGCGCUGCCCGAGCUGCAAGAGGCCCACAAGGAAUACAAGGAGAUUGUCAACCACCCGCGUGCUAUUCUGUGGGAAAAGAAGGUGGCCGCACAGAAACUCAAAAAUGACCGUGAACGCAUAUUCCGGAGUUACAACACCGAUAAUGCGCGGCUCGUGCUUCCCCAUGCUGCAGCACUGUUCGGGUCGUUGUACAGUCUCUGCAUUCCGGCACAGCAGCUGGGCGACUUCCUCGGUGCCAGCGAUGUUGCAGCGCCGUUGGCAUUCCACGUGUCAGGCGCCGCUAUGGAUCCGACGCUGGCUCUCGCAGCGACGUUGACGUUCUUCAACACACAGCAGCACCUGCAGCGUCGUAUGGGAUUUAGUGACGGUCUGGACGCAUGGAUUCGGCAGGUGAAGACCAACAUGACUGUUGCAUGGGGUGUCUUUGUGGUGGCAUCACUGCUCUCGCAGAUACUCGCCGGUGCGGCACUUGGUGUCUCGCUGCCGCCGUACGUUGCGCCGGUGUGGCUGGGCAUCGGCGCGAUGAGCUGCUGCAAGAGCGUCUUGGUGAAUCACACCGCGCCGAUGCGGGCGCUGUGUGGCAUUCCCGACUACCCACUGACACACGGCACGUGUGGAGCGUUGAGCACCGCGGAGGCGCACGAGUACCGCCUUGCCUUCACCGGCGUCGACGUGGAGGAGCGGAGGGACAUGUGGCAGACGCAGAAGAAAGCGCUUGACUACGAGUGCAACGUGCGGCUGCACCGCAUGCUGAAACAGAUAGGUCUCUUUGACCGCAUCGAAGAGGCGCAAUAUGAGGCGGAGAAGUUGAAGCGGAAGCUGGAUGUAGCCCGGUCACGGCGACAGCAGCGCGAGCAGCAGAAGCAGCAGAGUGGUGACGACGGUGUUGCCGUUUCCUCGCAGUUACGCGAGGCGGAUGUUGUGGGACCAUCGGCAGAGUCCGUGGCGGAGUCCCAUUUUGACGAGAUACAGGUGCAGGAGAACGAGCGGCGGCUGCAGCGCCGGAGUGUGGAAGGAUCAUGA
Messenger RNA from Trypanosoma grayi, 1215 nucleotides. RefSeq lists its product as hypothetical. Bases 1 to 1215 code for a protein of 404 amino acids. The record is from RefSeq and is a predicted model, not a curated record. Lineage: Eukaryota; Euglenozoa; Kinetoplastea; Trypanosomatida; Trypanosomatidae. The transcript has a single exon.